Molecule: messenger RNA, 2130 nt
Organism: Diaporthe citri
Lineage: Eukaryota; Fungi; Ascomycota; Sordariomycetes; Diaporthales; Diaporthaceae
Exons: 7
Coding region: 1-2130 (709 amino acids)
Biological process (GO): spliceosomal complex assembly; protein phosphorylation; regulation of mRNA processing
Molecular function (GO): protein kinase activity; ATP binding
Source: RefSeq, a predicted model, not a curated record
AUGAACGGCGGGCAGCAGCAGCAGACACAGCAUCAGCAAGAACCAGAGGCGCACCAAUCUUCCCAACCGCAACCCGCGUCCAAGACGGCGACCACGACGAACAACGAAGACAGCACCAGAGGAGGCGCCGCAGUGUCCGGGGGCGUGGGACUGACGACGGGCGGAAGCGGCGCGACGCCGACUGUCAAGAUGCAACAGUCCCGGCAGGAGGCGCCGGCCAUCACGCCCGCGAUGGUGACCGCGGCGGCGGCACCAUCGAUGACGACUGCUUCAGCAGCGGCAACAGCCGUGGCUGCUGCCGCCGCCGCCACGGCUGCCGCCGACGCCACUGCUUCUGGGGCAAACGGGAGCGGUGGUAAUAACAAUGGGAUCGGAAGCAGUUCGCCGACGACGGCGGCGCAGACGGUGGCGGCUAUCAACAAGAAACGGAAGAAGGAGGGUCUGAAGCCAAUCAUCACGACGGACAACCCAGCGACAGGCAUGGGAAAAUACUGCGAGACUAUGACCAUGUUCAAGUCCAAGAACACUCUUCCACCUCUGCGCGAAACCGACAAGAAGGACCCAAUGUUGAAAACAAGGACCGCCCAACUCUCCGCCAUGCAAGCAUCCCCCACAUCCUCAUCCUCCCCAGAGGACGCCGCCGAAAACACAGCCGACGAGGAGGAUUCUGAGGACUACUGCAAGGGAGGCUACCACCCCGUCUCCAUUGGCGAAAAAUUCAAGGAUGGCAAAUACACAGUCGUGCGCAAGCUGGGCUGGGGCCAUUUCUCCACCGUCUGGCUGUCGCGCGACAACACCACCGGCAAGCAUGUCGCCCUCAAGGUCGUGCGCUCCGCCGCACACUACACAGAGACCGCCAUCGACGAGAUCAAGUUACUCCAGAAGAUUGUCACCGCGAAGCCUGAGCAUCCCGGCCGGAAACACGUCGUCAGCCUCCUCGACUCCUUCGAACACAAGGGCCCCAACGGAACGCACGUCUGCAUGGUUUUUGAGGUUCUAGGCGAGAAUCUGUUGGGUCUGAUCAAGAAAUGGAACCAUCGAGGCAUACCCAUGCCGUUGGUCAAGCAAAUCACGAAGCAAGUUCUGCUGGGGCUCGACUAUCUCCACCGGGAGUGCGGCAUCAUUCACACCGACCUCAAGCCCGAGAACGUAUUGAUUGAGAUCGGCGACGUCGAGCAGAUCGUCAAGAAGGUUGUCAAAAGCGAGCCAUCAGAUAAGGAGAACAAUCGCAACGGUCGGAGGAGACGUAGGACGUUGAUCACCGGCAGCCAGCCAUUACCCUCGCCACUCAACGCAUCUUUCAACCACAACAACCUCUUCCCAUCACCAAAUUCACAUUCCAGCCUUGGCCAGAUGCUGAACGAAGGCAACAAACCGAAAGAAGCAUCACCGACCGACGAGAUCAAGCAGAAACAGCGGGAAAAGACAGCGGAUCUCCUAACGAAAGAAGUAUCUGGCAUUUCCCUGGACAAGUCUUCCAAUUCCUCUUCGUCAUCGACAGGUGAAAAGCGGAAGGCCGAAGAUUUCGGUUUGGACGUCAUCAGCGUCAAGAUUGCGGACCUCGGCAAUGCCUGCUGGGUGAACCACCACUUCACAAACGAUAUCCAGACAAGACAAUACCGGUCACCGGAGGUGAUACUUGGUUCGAAAUGGGGGGCCAGCACGGAUGUAUGGAGCAUGGCUGCCAUGGUGUUCGAACUCAUAACUGGCGACUAUCUCUUCGACCCUCAGUCCGGCACUAAGUAUGGCAAGGACGACGAUCACAUAGCCCAGAUAAUAGAGUUAAUGGGGCCAUUCCCGAAGUCACUGUGCCUGUCAGGCAAGUGGUCACAGGAGAUAUUCAAUCGCAAAGGCGAGCUGCGCAAUAUCCACCGGCUGCGCCACUGGGCGCUGCCCGACGUCCUGAGGGAGAAGUACCACUUCAAGGAGGAGGAGGCGAAGCGCAUUGCGGAUUUCCUGGUACCCAUGCUGGAGCUCGUUCCGGAGAAGCGGGCCAACGCCGGCGGUAUGGCCGGUCACGUCUGGCUGGAGGAUACGGCAGGGAUGAAGGGCAUCAAGAUCGAGGGACUGGAGGUCGGCUCCCGGGGCGAGGGGAUAGACGGGUGGGCGAACGAGAUCCGGAGGCGGUAG